AUUUAGCUGCUGAUUCAGUAAACAAGUAUGGUUUCUCCCCUCUGCAGAAUGGCAGGAACCUGCUGCACUGCGCAGCUCAGAGAGGUCACAUCAAGGUGAUGGAGUUCAUUAUGGAGGACCUGGAGGACGUGCAUGUGGAUAAGACAGACAAGAUGGACAAGACGGCGUUUCAUCUGGCUGCAGAGCAUGGGAGGUUAGAAGUGGUGGAGUUCUUGAUUGGGUCAGGUUGUAGUCACAGUGUUAAAGACAAGGAAAAGAACACAGCCCUACAUUUAGCUGCUAAAAAUGGGCACCCCACGGUGCUGCAGAAGAUUGUAGAAAUUGGACUGGACCUAGAAGAAAAGAACAUGGUGAGUGGAAAACAAACCAGACCAGAGCGUCCCUUUCAUCCUUAGAGGUGAUCUCCCACACCAGCUGAUUUAACCAACCCUACUGGCCAGGACUGAUGGGGACUGUAUCUAGAACAAGUUUAUGUAGCGAUCUGGUUUGAUUUAAAAUGCACUGAUCCAAAGUGCUGGGCAUGAAUACAGAAUAUCGGUGAAAGACAAAAUACCUGUUGGAACCAACACCCAAGACCAAAAUCCCUCAUUGUGACACUUGUUUAUCUUCUCACCCUGCAUAUUCGGGAUGCCUAAACAGCUAAUGAAUUUUAUUUUAAAAUAAAUCUUGCUGAAACAAUGUUGCCUUAGUCACUGAACAAAUCACCCUUCUAUCUGAGAUCUUUCUCUCUACAGCUGAACAACGGAAGAGUCUGUGAUUGGAAUAUAGUUAAGGCUUUCUGGUUUUUUGAGGUUUAUGCAUUUCAUUUUGGGUGUUUAUUUUCUUAGCAAUUUUUGAUUUUUAUGUAAUAUCCAAAAAUCAGGGGAGAUUCAGGG
Terrapene triunguis (Three-toed box turtle) is the source of this 875-nucleotide messenger RNA. RefSeq names its product ankyrin repeat and death domain-containing protein 1A-like. Gene Ontology annotation, molecular function: protein binding. Lineage: Eukaryota; Metazoa; Chordata; Testudines; Emydidae. The transcript has 3 exons. The record is from RefSeq and is a predicted model, not a curated record. The coding region runs from base 99 to 395 and encodes 98 amino acids.